GUUACAGCAAAUUGCCAGAAAAUGGGGAAAAUAUGGGUGGAGGUGUGCUUGAUUUCAGCUCGUGGGCUCCGGCGAACUUCGUCGCUGUUUAAGCUCCAGUGGUAUGCAGUUGGGUGGAUUGAUCCAAACAACAAAUACUGCAGCAGGAUUGAUGCUUCCGGAAAUGCAAAUCCAGUUUGGAAAACCAAAUUCUCAGCUCCGGUCGAUACCUCUGAAUCGGAAUUCCAAGAUUUGGCACUUCAGGUGGAAGUUUACAGUAGGGAGCCCAUUUUCCUUAGAGAAAGGCUCCAGGGGACUGCAACUGUUGUGCUGAAAGAGUUUUUGGAUAAAUAUGUCAAGAGUUCUGAGGUUUCCAAGCCAGUUGAAGAAGUGGGGAGCUUUCAACUGAGGAGAAGGAAUUCUAAUAAACCUCAAGGAUUUGUUGAUGUUUCCAUCCGAAUAUCAGAAGAGAGGGAAGAACCCAGUUCUUAUACAGGUAAUGGCGAUGGAUUCAAGCUCAUGGAUCACAACAACAACAUUAACAUAUCCAAUCAAUUAUAUGGAAUGUCACAACCACCCCCGCCACAAUUUCCUCUUCCACCACACCGCCCGCCAGAAAAUCGACCACUGCCAUCUUCCAACUAUGCUUACCCUAUGCCACUGCCUGGAGCUUAUUCUAAUUCAUCAUUAGGCGGUCCAAGCCACCAAUCAGCAGGCGGUCCAAGCUACCAAUCAGCAGGCGGCCCAAGCUACCAAUCAGUAGGAGGUCCAAGCUACCCACCUGCAGGUGGGCCCAGUUAUCAGCCGCCACGAACACCACCACCUCCACCUUCUAAUAUCGGUUACCUACCCACUUUCCUCCCUAGAACAGAUUACUUACCGCCGAGUUACAUGAACAUGCCGCCGACUGGCUGUGGGGGUGGCACCGGUGGUGGACGUGGUUUUGGAAUGGGAUUGGGUGCUGGAGCAUUAGCAGCCGGUGCUGUGAUCUUUGGUGAUGAUUUUAUAUCAGGAUUUGAUGUUCCAGCGGGGUUUCAAGAUGCUAGUCUUACCAUCGUAACUGAUCCUCCUUUCUGACAAACAAAGCAGCCUGUGUAAAAUUAUGUUGUGACAUGAGAUGGUGAUCGGUUUUUUUUGUCAUACUGUUCAAGUAUUUGUUAGGCAUUCUAUAUUUCUUCUCUUUUGUUGGAUGGAAUUUGAAUGAAUUACAUUCGCAGAAACAGCAUGUCCCAGCUUUCAGUUCAGAUAAUACUUUUCAUUUCUGUAUUA
Molecule: messenger RNA, 1248 nt
Organism: Rhododendron vialii
Lineage: Eukaryota; Viridiplantae; Streptophyta; Magnoliopsida; Ericales; Ericaceae
Exons: 2
Coding region: 22-1056 (344 amino acids)
Biological process (GO): defense response
Source: RefSeq, a predicted model, not a curated record